AUGCCUGCGCGACUCCCCGCGCCGCUCAUCCAUCUCCUUGGCGUGCUGCGGCCGCGUCUCUUGCGGCCAGAUGUGCGCGUGCCGAGUAUUGCCCAGGUGGAUUGGGCCGGACUCAAGCGCGAGGGAUUCAACGCCGUCGUUAUCGACAAGGAUAACUGCGUGACCCUCCCCCACUCGGACGCCAUCUACCCAGCCUACUCCAUGGCAUGGAAGACGCUGCUGCAGACCUUUCCCAACCGAGUGCUCGUCGUCUCCAACUCGGCCGGCAGCGCCAAGGACCGUGGCGGCAUUGGCGCCGAAUCGCUCUCGUUCUCGCUGCGCGCGCCCGUCCUCGCACACAGACAACCCAAGCCUGCGUGCUCGACCGACAUUCUCGCCUUUUUCGAGGGCCUGACUGUGCCGCAUACGAAGCGGGACAAGAUCUUGGAGCGGUUUGAAAAAGUCGAGGAGGUCGGGGACGCGGCCGAAAAGGAGAUGGUGACCAAGUGGCGCGACGAGGUUGUCGACGGUCCCCUCUGUGGACCUCUGCAACAGACCCACAAGUCGGGCGAUGGCGGUGUGGAGAGCCGGAUGGCAGCUGCAGCCGAUGCGGCUGCUCUUGCUCCCCCUCCCGAGUCGACCACCUCGCCCGCCGAGUCUACACCAGCCCCGGCUCCCGCCGCGGCGUCGUCAGACGCCCUGCGCAUCCUCGUCGUCGGCGACCGCCUGUUCACCGACACCCUCCUCGCCCGCCGCCUGGACAUGUACCUCGGCUCGUCCCCUUCGCCGCCCACGCUCUCCAUCCAGACCACGGACCUUCCCCAGCCCAACGACGUGCGCGCGCUGCGCCGCCUGGAAAACUGGCUGUCGGGCCACAAACUCGCCAACGACGGGCACACGGCCGGCAUUGCGUGGUCGCAGUUUGUGCUGCCGACCGAGCCGGCCCCGCCCGUCCCGACAUGGAUGGAGAAGCAGCUCACGCGCCUGGACCCCAUCAAGGCGCUCGACGACGGCGGCCCGCCCAUCACGUGGGACCCACGGUCGUGGCGGCCCAAACCCGUCGCCGCCGCCGUGCUGCAGGGUACCGCCGAGGCGACGGCGUACUUGACGCGCCUGGCCGCGCGGGUCACUGCGCAGGCGGCCAAGUGGUCCUGGAGCCGGUUCCGCGUGUGGGCCGGGGCCAAGCGCACGCAGCUGAGCCAGGCGCGGCAGACGCGCGCGCACAGGCGGGAGAUUGAGAAGCGCAAGGCGCGCAUGGAGCAGGCCAGGAAGGCCGCAGAGGCGGAGGCCGAGGCGGCGAGCAAGGCCGAGGUGAAGCAGAGCGGUGUCGCGAGCCCACAGGCUGCGACCUAG
Molecule: messenger RNA, 1332 nt
Organism: Apiotrichum porosum
Lineage: Eukaryota; Fungi; Basidiomycota; Tremellomycetes; Trichosporonales; Trichosporonaceae
Exons: 3
Coding region: 1-1332 (443 amino acids)
Molecular function (GO): phosphatidylglycerophosphatase activity
Source: RefSeq, a predicted model, not a curated record